AUAAAGUGCAUCUUCAACAUUGAAGAAGAGAGUGUAAAGAGUAAACACCAGAUUCACUUGUGCGUGGUGUAGCAAUCACUAGGGUUAGGGUUAGGGUUGCUUUCGGAAUUUCACAUGGCUGGCGCCGGCAUCCACCCUUACCACCAACAAUGGCCACCGUCCGCCGCUCCUCCUCCUCCACCUACCGCCGUUCCUUCCCCUUCCACCGAAGAGGUUCGAACUAUAUUCAUAACGGGACUUCCAGAAGAUGUAAAGGAGAGAGAAAUCCAGAACCUACUUCGAUGGUUACCAGGCUUUGAAGCUUCUCAGUUGAAUUUCAAAGCUGAGAAGCCUAUGGGUUUUGCUCUGUUCAGUUCUCCUCAUCAAGCUAUUGCUGCUAAAGAUAUUCUUCAGGAAAUGCUGUUUGAUCAUGAAUCCAAGUCCGUUCUUCAUACCGAGAUGGCCAAGAAAAAUCUCUUUGUUAAAAGAGGAGCUGAUGCAGGUGCUUUUGAUCAAAGUAAGCGGUUACGAACAGCUGGGAAUUAUACACAUACUGCUUAUGUAACCCCAUCUCCUUUUCAUCCUCCACCACCAUCUGUUUGGGGACCACAUGGAUAUAUGGCACCGCCACCUCCUCCUCCUGCUUAUGAUCCAUAUGCAGGCUAUCCUGUUGCACCAGUACCAAUGCCUGCUCAAGUUUCUAUCGCAGCGCCCAGCAGUUAUGUUCCAGUUCAGAACACUAAAGAUAAUCCUCCUUGCAACACCCUGUUUAUUGGGAACUUGGGAGAGAACAUUAAUGAGGAAGAAGUGAGGGGCCUUUUCACUGUACAACCCGGUUUUAAGCAAAUGAAGAUUUUAAGGCAGGAGAGGCAUACCGUCUGCUUCAUUGAGUUUGAAGAUUUGAAUAGUGCUACAAAUGUACACCACAAUUUACAGGGUGCUGUUAUCCCAAGUUCUGGUUCAAUUGGCAUGCGGAUACAAUAUUCCAAAAAUCCAUUUGGGAAAAGAAAAGAUGGGAACCCUACUGCUGCUCCUGGUUCCAACGGAGCCCCAGUAGCAAUGACUUAUCAGUAGCUUGAAGGGGAUGUACUCUGUUCUUUAUGCUCCAACCAAUAUUACUACAUAAUAGGAUGCAUCUUGCAGCUGUUACAUGCAUCCAUUGAUUAUCAAGUCAUCACCAUUAUUAUCCCUGCUCAUGUUAAUGAAUGCACAGUGGCAUCAUAUACAUUCAUUUGGCUAUGUUAUACUGAUCAGACAUGCAUUUCUUGGUAGCAUGUGUUGGUUCCCAAAAUUACUUUCAUAGGUGCUAGAUGAUGUUAUCAUUUGUAGAAACUGUGCAUGGGUCUAAAUUUCGUUUUAACUGUGUGCCUUAUGGUCGUUAGACUUUCUGUAUACACUGGUAUUAGGAAUGCUUAUCGAAGCAGGCAUUGGCAUCUUAAUGUGUUGUUUAUUUGACAUGACAUCUUAAUGCUACCCUUUCCACUCAUUCCCAUUCCCAUUGUCAUUACACCGCAUUUUAAUUUGUCUUCUAAAGUACUACACUCCCAUGCUUUGGACUUUAGAAGAGUUUUUGUUUGUUUAAACUACAUCCACACUGGCAUUCAUCACUCCAUUUAAUCAGAGCAUUAGUGUUAAUGCGUUGAAGUUAAAAGUUUUUAAAGGAAAUCAUCGGAGUUAUAUAUUGUCUGAUUUAUACAGGGUUGCAAAAUGACAAAGCUACAUUUCAUAAUGGAAAGUCCAUUUCUGCUACUGCCAUAUUGUUGCAGGUGAUUUUUGUUUGCACGGCUAAGGUAAUCUACCAUCAAAUUUGGUUGGAACAUCUGUUGGAUAUUAUCAUGCGAAGCAGCAAUUGAGUUAUAGCUGCCCUGUGGCAAUGAGUUUGUGAUUAACUGUACAUGUUAGUUCUAUGCAAUAAUUGAAUGUCUAAACUUA
Messenger RNA from Vicia villosa (hairy vetch), 1911 nucleotides. Its product is annotated as cell wall integrity protein scw1. Gene Ontology annotation, molecular function: mRNA binding. Lineage: Eukaryota; Viridiplantae; Streptophyta; Magnoliopsida; Fabales; Fabaceae. The transcript is spliced from 8 exons. The record is from RefSeq and is a predicted model, not a curated record. The coding region runs from base 115 to 1053 and encodes 312 amino acids.